Branchiostoma belcheri (Belcher's lancelet) is the source of this 3335-nucleotide messenger RNA. RefSeq lists its product as uncharacterized. Gene Ontology annotation, molecular function: protein binding. Bases 284 to 2200 code for a protein of 638 amino acids. The transcript has 9 exons. Lineage: Eukaryota; Metazoa; Chordata; Leptocardii; Amphioxiformes; Branchiostomatidae. The record is from RefSeq and is a predicted model, not a curated record.
CGCAAGUCUCCACGUCCCUAAGAAUCCCACCUCUUUUACCUUCAAAAUACGUAUAUAUUGAGACACAGCUUGCAGUAGAGGUUGUAUCAGAGAGUGUGGCUCCUCCCCGUUCAUGUUUAAGAGGGCUAUGCUCUGUCAGCGGAUUGGCUGUGCGGCGGCGGCCGGCGCGGUGUACAUGUAGGUGUGCUGCUAACGCAGUACAGCGCGCUUGCCUCUCGCACACUCUCGCCAGACCGGGGGAGAACACAGCUCCUAAGUGAGCUGUCACGUCUCGUUUUCCCCGAUGGCUGGGACUGCCGCUGUCCGCCCGGGCAGCCUGCUACUCCUCCUGGUGCUGUACACCGCUCCCAAGCCACUAGCAGCUGCGGAGCCGGAGCCAGCAGCGAUCCGUGAAGCCAGGGAGAUCCACCCGCCCUCAGACGUGACGUGGACGUCAACAGACAUGAACCACUCGCUAACAUGGCGGCCCGCAGAGGAUGCCGGGACGGGAACCACCUACACUGUGGAGUGCAGACUGGGGUCAAGGUCAUGGGAGUCCGUCGUUGGUUGUGAGAACAUCACUGCGCAUGUCUGUUUGAUGAACCAAGCCACGGACUUCAUGGGAGGGUGGACGGCCCGCGUCAGUGCGCAUGACCAAGAACAGUCGUCCGACUGGGCCGUCAGUCAAGAAUUCAGACCGGCGAAAGACUCGAACCUCUCCACCCCGCAUCUGGGUCUGGGCAACAUGGAGGUCGGCGUGGACGAGAUCACCGUGACGUUCAAAUUACCCAUCACCCCCUUCGACCCGGAAGGCCAUCCCUGGCAUUACUACAACGCUAUGUACUCACUGACCUGGUGGAAGAAAGGCGACAACUACACGGACACGACGACCGGGAAAGUCGUGGAGACGACCCUGACUGUCGCAGGUCUGCACCAGGCCACUACGUACUGCCUAACCGCCAUGUGGUCCAUCCGGGUUCCUCCCGACAGGCAUAGCGACAACAGCAAGCCCGUCUGCGUCACGACCAAGGAACGGAUCCCGUCUGAAGGACCAAGGAAUAUUUCUCUAAAGCCGCUCCCCAUCAACUGCAUGUCACCUUCUGUCCGUGACGUCAUCAUUUCCUGGACAAACAGUGAGAUUGCCGCCUCAGUCAAGCCCUAUGAGGUGAAGACGUACGACGUGAAAUGGAACGACCACGGCAACCCGGGGGAUCGUGGCAGCAUGGCCAUGACGGUGAACGCCACUGAUAGGUCCCUGAAGAUCACGUGUCUGGGGUCCGUGGAGGCGGAGGUGCGAGCCUGUAACACGGCAGGGUGCGGCCCGGCCAUCAGAGGCGUCCUCAAGUUCUCCGGCGGAGAGCACCUCGAAUGCCGGGCAUGGACGUCCGUGGCCGUGGUGAUUGCGUGUCUGAUCGGGCUGGGCCUCCUGGUGGGAGUCAUCAUGUGCUGCCGGAAGACUCACACUCUUUCCAAGGAACAGCGAGCCAAGAAAUCCAAACUCCCGAGUAUUCUGGAGGAGGUAGUGAAGGGAAGCGGGGACGGCUCCUAUUGGCCGGUGUCAGACAGGCCACGCCCUGAGGUCUAUGACGUCGUACCGACGCCUGAUGAGCUCUCCAAGUUGACGGACACGUCAUCGGAGGGGAGCAACAGCACCUCCGAGGAAGUCUUCACCCCCGGUACCCCACCCUUCUCAGACGUGUCGUUCCGGCCCGUGCAGGGGGCGUCCGGAGGGGAGCAGCAGACGGCCCAGCAGGACCAGCAGACCAAAGACGAGCGGUACAAGGUGAUCUGGGACCUGCCGAUGGGGAUGGGGAACAGGCGGCCUCAUCACGACUCCUCCUCCACCUACGUGUCGUCCAUCACCGACACCACGUCCUACACGUCCGAGCUCGACUCGCCGCAGCCGGAGAAGGCAGCCAAGGUGGCCCCGUGGAGCGGCAGCGGCAACGCCGGCAGCGACAACAGCUACGUCCCGCAGUCGCAGCUCAGCCAGCUCCAGCCAGCACCCCUCAUCGUCGCCCUGCCAGAACCACCCAACAACAGCAACGACAGCAACGGCGCGCCAGCCGCACAGGAGAAGCAAGACUUCAGGAAAUACUCCGGCCCGAAGUCUCCAUCCAAGAUGACGGCCGACCAGUUUCACGCCAAGUCCAAGAAGAUGCCAAAAUGUGCCCCGAAGACGCUAUCAGAAGAGAUCAGCGACUAUGUGUCGGUUGGGUAGAACAGGGUCAAGUUUGUGGUAAGUGCACUGUGGGUAUACAAAGACAUAUCAACUUUGUGUCAAAUGCAUAGAUCUAUAUUGAAAGAGAAAAAAGGAGAAUAUUUUUACUUUCUGGAAAACAAAAACGGAUGCUGCAUUGUACUUAAAGAACAAGAAGGAUAAAAGUGUAUGACACAACGGGUCAGUAUCUUAGAAAUAGUGUUGGUAUUUGGUUUGAGGCUGUAAAAGACUGGGUAAUUUGCUAGAAGGAAGCGGAAUUAUGGUAAUAAUAAGAAAAACCCACAUUGUACUUAGAGAUUGCUAACAACAGUGAAGUUUGUGGAUGUAAUAUAACGAUAAUGACACAAUUUGUAUUUAUUGUUGUUUUCCUCCCAAAUGCCUCUAUAAUUUGUUUGGAAAUAGAAUUUCCUUUUUCGUGGAAAAUGAUUUAGAUUUUUCUCAAUGGAUCAGACUUUUUUUCUUUCCACUGAUUCCUUCCAUCCAAAUCAUGAUGAUUUCUUUUCAUCCUCCACAAUUGCAAUACUGAAUGGAUUAUAUUCAAUAGACAAAACAGAAGAUAUUUAUUCCUGAGCUUCUCUUGUGCAUGUUUUACUAACAUGCAGUUUUCAAAGCAGGAAGAGCCAAAAUAUCACUGCCUAUAUAGUACAAAAGAAUAUAUAUAUACGGACUAGAGAUGCCAGAAGAAGUACUUUUUGAUUACGUAGAUGUCUUGUAAAAUGUUAAUGACGUUUAUAUAAUAAUAUGCAGUAUUUGGUGUCUCAGUUUGUGAAAUAUUCAACAGAUUGUUGUUGAAAAUAUUGGUAUCUGUGUUUUAUGGUCAUAUUGGCUGUUGUUCAACAACUUUGACUGUUGGUGUAAGUUAUGUAAAUGUUUGGAUUUUGUGUACUUUGGAGCACUCGAUGUUCCAUGGGUGUAAUGUUAUAAUUGCAUCGUUCUUACUUUGGGGAAGAACAAGAUAUACAUACAUGAGAUGUUUUGUAGAAUAUUGCAGACAUAUGGGUGUAACUUCUCAAAGAUAGACUCAUAGUAGAGGCGAUGCCGACUAUGUAGCAAAUGGAGUAAAACAUCGUUGUUAUGAAAAAGACCCUCUUCUAAUGAUAAGGCCAUGUUGAUUUGAUUAUAUCGAUGACAUCUG